Molecule: messenger RNA, 555 nt
Organism: Diversispora eburnea
Lineage: Eukaryota; Fungi; Glomeromycota; Glomeromycetes; Diversisporales; Diversisporaceae
Source: the annotation of a GenBank genome assembly
AUGUCCCAACCUACUAUCAAAAGAGUUACUAGUUAUCUUCCCUCUUAUUGGUUAAUUAAUGCACCUUCUGAAGGAAUUCAAGUGCAACCUGCAAACGAAUAUUUGAACUAUAAGGUCACCAAUCUCUCAAAAGCGAACCAAUGGACAAAUGUUAGUAUUCAACAUCUAUUACCAACUAAUGGAGGUGCUUUGAUAAUCUUUCGUAUCCGCGUGAAUAAAAUUGAAAAGACUUCUGAGGUCAAAUUAACUCUUCCCGCUGAUAUAAUCUGGAGAUUUCACUCAAAUAAUGUCAAUUAUCAAUGGUUUGACUCCGGUGGUAGCUUCCAAACACUUUCUUCCAGUAACAUUCGUCCUGAUGGUACUUGGCAUACAGUUACUUUAGCCUUGACUCCUGAAGCAGUGGUUCUCCUUGAAGAUGGUAACUUAAAAUUCAAUUGGAGCCAUUGUGUCGCUAGGACCGUGAAUCCCAGAUUUGACAUGCAGAUUUUGGAUAUCGGGGGCAGUUUGGAUAUCGAUAUAGGUGAUAUCAGCGUUAUACCACCUAGAUUUAUUUAA